AUGAAAACUAGCACCAUCAGACAGCAUUCGUUUAUUGCGUCCAAUUGGUUUUCAAAUGUCUGGCAGGCCAGCACUGGAUCGUUGUUUGACGCCCUGUUCAUGCAAACCACCAAAAAAACUUCAUGUGCCCGUUUAUGCAAUCACCAAGCUAUUCUCCGCUUUAUAUGCUUUGCCAUUUUCUUGACUUGUACAACUGUUUGUGCACAAGAAACUCUGCCCAGUAUUCCUGCACCUACAAGAUAUGAUGCCAGCUCGUUCAUUUGGAAAGACUCGCUCGUUGUUUAUGGUGGCAUCGAGUCUUAUGCACCGGGUAAAAACCCAACCUCUUCUAUUAUGAUCUACAAUUUUACUACUCAUAUCUGGAGUCAAGCUAUUUCAAAAAAAACACCUUCAACCCCUGAAUCACUGAGCUACAGCCCAGUUCUCGCCUCUCAUACAAGUCACGUCAUAACCAAUGCAACUGCUUUGAAUCUGUUUGGUGCACUGAAUAUUCCUACUGAUACUUCUAGUACAUGGCAGCCUGCAUUGUCUGGUCUAUCUGCUUUCGUAUAUAGGUUGGAUCUGAACUCGAUGGUUUUUGAGUUGUUUAAAACUGUGCCUGAUAUUGGUCAAACAGGUGCUCCGCAACCUAGGGCCAAACAUGCCAGUGUGUGGGAUGCUGCUAAUGGUAUUGUAUGGGUCUUUGGAGGCUAUUCGUCGUUUGGACCACUAAAAGACAUGUGGGCACUUAAAGUCUCGACUGGUGUAUGGACGCAAAUGCCAGAUUCACCCAAAAUCGGGACAGUUGGUUCCUCCAUGGUUUUAAUCGGAUCCAACAUUCUUCUUGGUUGUGGAAGUCAAGGGCCUGAUGACACUGCCACAAACUCGUUUUUUUUAUUCGACACCAUUGCACAUGUGUGGACCAAUCUUGUCAGCACAGGUCCAUCACCAACAGUGCGCAGUAUGGCUGGUAUGGCAGUCACGACUAACGAAUCUGUACUACUGUUUUCAGGACGUGGUAAUAAUGGAAGUACUUUGGUUGCAGACUCAUGGCUGGUCCAUGUAGACUCAUCAAAAAAAACCAUUUCAUAUGUAUCGAUUCCAUUCGACUCUGCCAACCCACCAUCACUAUCCGAUACUAAAUCCAAUUUACCAACUUUAAGAGAUUCUCCUAGUGUCGUGUCUGAUUCCAGUGGAAACAUUGUCAUGUUUGGUGGCAGAUCUGGACUAGCAACAUCACCCAUCGAUUCAAAUAUACAUGUAUUUUCUGGUAAUUCGUGGAUUGACUCGAAACAGUUUGUUCCUGGUCAGCCUGCCACAAGUAUCAGUAAUCCUGCUACUGGAACCACACCCGAUGGAUCUGAUAGAUCAAAUACAUCUGCCAACGGUACUGACCCUUCAAGUAAUGGAACCAAUACGAAUGCUAAUUCAGAACAGCCAUCUUGGAUCACAACCAACACCAUCACCAUUCUUGUAGUGUUGGCCUGUUGUGCCGUGGCAGUAGCAGCUAUAUUUGGUGCAGUCUAUGUAUACCGCGCUCGUAAGCGUAAUCAGCGAGCUUUGAUUCCAAUUCACCCGAUAGUUGCUUUGGCACCAUCGCCUACGGAUCCACCAAAUGCGUAUUCUUUUGAAAAUCGACAAUCUGAAACCUCAUUGUCGAAUAUACACCAUUCAGGACUAGAACAAAACACAACUGACGCUGGGUAUACGCCAUUAAAACGUCCUGAUGUAUAUACGAUUCCGACGCAAUCUUUAAUGGUGCCAUUUGCCACUGCCAUGCAAACUACUCGACAGAAUAGUGAUCGCACUUUGCUUGACCCAAACAUUCAAAGUAUAGUGCCUGUAUCACCCAUUGCACCAGCUGAAUAUGGUAACAUGCCGCGACCCCAACAUCCAUCUGUAGCUGCACUCAGUAAUCGUCCAGAUAUACGCAAUAGCGGUGCAUGGAGUAUUCCAGUUGUUUCUGGAAACGAUCAAGUAGGCAAUAUGAGAUCUUUCCCAUCAGUACCCAAAACCGAAACACUCGACUCUACGAUGGAUUCAUCAAACCAGUUUGGAUCCAACUACAUGUCUCAACUCUAUGCUCAGCAACCUGAGCCGUAUGUGCCAUCCACAUUUUCAACAACACCAUCCAACUCUUCGUCAUCUUUGGUCAACUCAGCAUUUGGACGCCAGCUUAGUGUAUCCAACCCAUCUAUAUCAGCUAAACAUGACUUGCUACAGCCAGUCAGUAGCAGCCAAUCUUCAUUUGCUCUUGAUGCAGAUCAGCAACUGCAAUACCAAUAUUCAAGCGACGAGGAUGAAUCUGAGGAACCCCCCAAAUCGCUUCGCUCACACCAAUAG
Batrachochytrium dendrobatidis JAM81 is the source of this 2322-nucleotide messenger RNA. RefSeq lists its product as uncharacterized. Lineage: Eukaryota; Fungi; Chytridiomycota; Chytridiomycetes; Rhizophydiales. The record is from RefSeq and is a predicted model, not a curated record. Gene Ontology annotation, molecular function: protein binding. Bases 1 to 2322 code for a protein of 773 amino acids. The transcript is spliced from 2 exons.